CGCAUCCAGUUGCCUGUCGUUACGGAUUGCUUCCAUGCAAACCUUACGCAUGAAGACUGAUGUAUCAGUUAACUAGCCUCGCUGCGAAAUAGAGGAAGGCUUGUUUCACUUGUCACCAUUUAUGGAUAGUCAUGGACACCGACUACACCAACUUUGAGAAUCCGCUUUACAGCGACUUCAAAUAUUUCUGCAAGAAGAUACAGGAGGCCUAUAAUGAACUAAUGGAAGACAUAACUCCGUACAGAGAUGAUCGGUUCUACAGGCUCGCCCCCAUGCGGCUAUACACACUCUCCAAGAGACAUUUCGUGUUGGUUUUCGUGUUUUUCUUGAUAUGCUUUGGACUCACAGUCUUCAUAGGAAUAGCAGGCCCAAGAAUCAUAGAAGAGACAAAAUACCCUGUUUUUACCAAUGCAGCGACAAACGGUUCAAAGACUGGGCCGUUUAGUUUAUAUUCCCCACCACUCUCCACAUACAACCAACAGUUAUGGCUAACCUGUUCCAUCCAAGUGUCCCAGAGUGACGUGGCAGACUUUAAACAGCCUUUCCAGAUCAAUGUGCUGUUAAAAGGAGUCAUGCAGGAUGCCAGCGUGAUGCAUAUCACUGAUGACGUGCACCAGAGGUUACGCAUGCUGCACUGUGCUCCACAGAGAGGUUGUGAUGAGAUCAUAGUAAUGCACCUGGGCUACCUGAAUUACACCCAGUACCAGGUGAACGUGGCUCUGAAAGGCCUGGAGAACCUCACGUAUGGUAUCCGAAAUGUCACAUUUAUGUGGAAGAGGUACAACCCUUCCUUUUCACAAGGGGAAAUCUGGUUUCGAUUUGUGUUUGUCGUUUUGACCUUCAUGGUAACGUGCAUGUUUGCCCACUCUUUAAGGAAGUUCUCCAUGAGGGAUUGGGGAAUUGAGCAGAAGUGGAUGUCCAUUCUGUUGCCGUUGUUAUUGCUUUAUAAUGAUCCCUUCUUCCCAUUAUCGUUCCUGGUGAACAGCUGGUUCCCCGGGACCCUGGAUGCCUUUUUCCAGGCCCUAUUCCUCUGUGCCCUGCUUCUCUUCUGGCUCUGUGUCUAUCAUGGCAUACGUGUCCAGGGUGAGAGAAAGUGCCUGACAUUUUACCUGCCCAAAAUGCUCAUUGUUGGGCUAAUCUGGCUGUCAGCUGUAACACUGGGUAUCUGGCAAACGGUGAAUGAACUGCAGGAUCCCACAUACCAAUACAAAGUAGAUAUCGACAACUUCCAGGGCAUGAAGAUUUUCUUCCUGUUGGUCGUGGUCCUUUAUGUUCUCUACCUUGUGUUUCUGGUGGUCAGGGCGUGCUCAGAGCUGAAGCACAUGCCUUACUCAGAUCUUCGUCUGAAGUUCCUGACUGCCCUGACGUUUGUUGUGCUGAUGAUUAGCAUGGCUAUCCUCUACCUGAGGUUUGGAGCCAAAGCUCUGCAAGACAACUUUGUGGCUGAGCUGUCCACCCAUUACCAGAACUCUGCUGAGUUUUUAUCCUUCUACGGAUUACUCAACUUUUAUUUGUACACAUUAGCCUUUGUGUACUCUCCAUCCAAGAAUGCUAUGUAUGACUCCCAGCUGAAGGAUAACCCUGCAUUCUCCAUGUUGAAUGACUCUGAAGAUGAGGUCAUUUAUGGGAGCGACUAUGAAGAGAUGCCACUUCAAAAUGGUCGUGCCAUCAAAGCCACUUCGAAGUACCAAGAUGAAAGUGACAGUGACUGAUCCAUUCUGUGGUUUCUCAUGAUUUUUGACUGACUAUCUGACUGCACAUCUGCAAAACCAUACAGUGUAAAUAUAGUCUUUGAAAAGAUUAUAAUAUAUAAAUAUAUAUUUUUAAACAAAGAAAACAAACAAGUUUUGUGUGAAUGUAAGAAAACAAAACAACAUGCUUAAGGAGUUUUUCCCUCCUUGUGGUAUUGACGGAAUGUAAACUUGCCACUUAUUUUCAAUUUAUUGCUAUCAUGCUUACGGUUUUGAUUUUACAUUUUAACGGAACAGAAGUGCUAAAAACUAACGUCAACACUAUACUAAAAUAAAUCAAUGGGUUGAAGGGUUCUAAAGUAUGGGUAAUGUUGAUGGCAAUUUAAAUGAUCCUUUCUGAACUCUCAUGCUUCUAAUGUAAUGGAUCUGAACUCCAGAGGAUGACUCCCCAUACUGUACAUAUGUGCCAAAGACACUUCCAGCAAUCUGUCAGUUACUCUCAUGAUAAACAUCAGAGGGUUUGAAGAAGUCUUGUGUUUUUUCAGUUAUGCCAGAAUAUCUAGUUAUAUCUGGAUGUAAAUUUGAAUUAGCUUUUUGCCAGGAAGAACAUUGUAAAUCUAUAAUUUGGUGUAAAUGUUUGUGUAAGUUUUGCCAAUUCAUUCCUUUUAUAUAUGACUUUAAACAGGCUUAUCUGUUCUACUGGGCUGAGGGGCGGAGUGGGGCUACUUCAGACAUGUCAAAUCUUCAGUAGUCUGUAGGCUACCCAUCUCCCAACCUGCAUGUCAGGUCAUCGUUGUUCUUACCACGUUAUUAGGCUACCAGAGCUGUGAGGAGAGGCCCAGGGAGUGAGAGAGGGUCUGCAAUCACAGACCAGACUGCUGUAGGGCGCAGUGAAAAAUUAAUUUAUACCAACAGAUAUCAUGCCCUUUUUAAGUAUUCACAGUAAUCAGUCUGGCCUCAAAACGUUACCGGCUGGCCAGGAAUUCUUCCAAUUCUCAAUCCGCCGCUAACUGGGCCUAACGUGUUUAAAGGGUUGACCGAAUUAUUUUAUUUAUUUUUUUAAAUCUUGCCUGUGAUGUCACAUUCCAGAUUUGUAUGCACUUUUGAUUUGAAUGUUUUGUCCUUUUGUGUAUAUCAGGCUGUAUGUGGGAACUCCUGCUUCUGCUGUAAGGUCUGUCUGCCCAUUUCAGACUUUGUGAUGUUUUAUUGUGUAUUUUUUAUUUUCAUAUAGUACACCAUCAGACCUCAUCACUAACAGUGACCUGUUUGAUGACGUUUAUGAACACUGUUAAUAUGUAAGUAAAGACAUGUAAACCACCAAAUAUUUUACUUUUCGUCACUAUAUACAUUAACAGGGGUGUACUGGUAAUGAAAUCAGGCUUGUCGACUUCUCUGCUAACACCAGCCAGAUAGCCUGCAUUGAGGUAUAUAGGGAAAAACUUUAUAGAUUGUGUAUCGAUGGUUCUCAGUUGCUGGAGCCCACCAGGAUUUGUCCCUGUAUCCAAGAUAACUGUAAUGUAUAGUGGUGUACUGGUUAUCAUAAAGUAGAAAAUAUAAAUGAAUACAUUUUGGGAAAAAAUGAACGUGCCUUCCUUUCCAUUUUGCACAGUAUUAGACCUCUGAUCUGUCUGUAAGGUUCUUGGUUAAAACGAAAAACAUUCUUCGUGUGGCUGUUUAUCCAUUUUCCCCAUGGGUACGAAGGCUGCUAGUUAGGUGGCUUUAAGGAAAUAAGGGAUACUAAUCACCAACUGAAAGGCUUAUUCUUCUUAGUUUGUAAAAUAAAAUCACUUGUAAAUAUUCUGUGAUGUCAAGUAGUCAUUAAAGUUCAAUAUUAAAAAGCUUGCCUGAAAAGGCUUGUACUGAG
Messenger RNA from Alosa sapidissima (American shad), 3555 nucleotides. It is a transcript of the gene tmem181, whose product is annotated as transmembrane protein 181. Bases 132 to 1712 code for a protein of 526 amino acids. Gene Ontology annotation, molecular function: toxic substance binding. NCBI's taxonomy places the organism in Eukaryota, Metazoa, Chordata, Actinopteri, Clupeiformes, Clupeidae. The transcript is spliced from 17 exons. The record is from RefSeq and is a predicted model, not a curated record.